Triticum turgidum subsp. durum (durum wheat) is the source of this 918-nucleotide messenger RNA. NCBI's taxonomy places the organism in Eukaryota, Viridiplantae, Streptophyta, Magnoliopsida, Poales, Poaceae. The record is from the annotation of a GenBank genome assembly.
AUGGAUCCUAAUGGCUCCUACCCUAACAAAGUUAGAUCUAGCAAAAGUGAUGCCUACAUUUCUCCCUUGCAUGAAGCAUUGAGAGGAACAAGAGCCAUGCCAGUGUUAAAUGAUAUUUUGGCCCUUGAGUCACUACCAUCAGAUUCACCUUCCAUGGCAAACUCCUCACUUGCAUCCGAUGCACCACCUGAACCUACCAUGAUGCCAUUCAAUGCUAGUUACAUGAUGCCACACCAAGAGAAUGUAGGCCUAGCACCACUACCACCACAAUUGUCUAAUACAAUUAUUAAUCCUUUAUCCAUGGUUAAUACAAUAGUGUCCCAGCCCAACAAUGAGGAAAUCCAUCAAGAUGAACAUGAAAUGUUCAGGUAUGAAGACUUCCUUUCAAACCCUUUGUGGAAUUACGCCGACUCCUAUCAUCAUACCAAUACCACAUCCAUGGAGUCUCCAUCUUUCACAUCCUUACUCCAAACAUACCCAAAUUCUAUUGUUAAUACCCACCUUAAUACUACUGGAGCAUUGGAGGAUGGUUCAAUAUCUAACAUGCCUACCAUGCAUGUCUCCGAGGUAAACUCGCUAACAUAUGGAUUUCUUUACUCUCCUAAAAAUAUUUACCCAUUUACACCGAAUAAUAUAUUGCAACAACAGAAUAUACAAAAUGGAAGGCUACUAUAUGACGCUUCUUAUGGUGUACCUACCCCUAUUUCUCCAUCCAUGACAACCUCCUAUGUACCAAGAGAAGAUAACACCCCUCUAGUUGGUCCAAAUGGCAUUUUUGGUGGUGCUAUUUUGCAUGAUUCUACAUCCUUGGGUAAUUACACAUGCAAGAUUUGUGGUCGCAAAUUCGUCACAUCUCAAGCCUACGGUGGUCACAUGAGUUCCCAUGCCAAAGAAAGGAAGAAACACCUACAAAUUUGA